Messenger RNA from Pangasianodon hypophthalmus (striped catfish), 1134 nucleotides. RefSeq lists its product as uncharacterized. The transcript is spliced from 3 exons. The record is from RefSeq and is a predicted model, not a curated record. Bases 212 to 871 code for a protein of 219 amino acids. NCBI's taxonomy places the organism in Eukaryota, Metazoa, Chordata, Actinopteri, Siluriformes, Pangasiidae.
UACAAUACACCACACCAAACGUACAACAGUAACAUGGGUGUGUUGUAUUAUAUUUUAAUCAGCUUGUCUACCACAUGUACUUUUUAUAUUGUAUUUAUUUGAAAUGUUGAAAUUAUAAUACUAAAUGCAUUUUUUUUAAUCAUUAUAGUUUUUUAUAGUUAGGUGCAAACACAAGCAUGACUUCCUUAAUCUAAAGAGGAAGCUCUCGUACAUGAUGGCGGUGGUGAUGCAGCUGGUCUUCUUUCUCUUCAUCUUGGUCUCAAUUACAGCGUCUCAAAAUGUGUUUAAGCUGAUUAACAGUUCUGUUCAACUGGAUGUACAAACAAAAGGUUAUCAGUUCCUAGACUUCACAUGGACAUUUAACAAAAGUAAUAACAUUGUGAAACACUAUAAAAAUUCUCCAAGUAUAGUAUUCCCUGAUUAUGAAGAGAGAGUGGAGUUGAAUGAGAAAACCCAUAGUCUGACCCUGAAGAACUUGCAGAAGAAUGAUAAUGGACUCUAUGCAGCAACAGCUGCAUUUACACAAAACCUGAAAGUGGCCGAGUACCAAUUAUAUGUGUUAGAUCCAGUGGAGAAACCAGUCCUUAAUGUCUCUCCCCAGCAAAGCAAUGAUGCCUGUAUUGUGACUCUUACCUGUGAAGCUCAGAAACUCUCAAUCACCUCUCACUGCUACAGUGAUAAUUGUGAUAUGAAGGAAGAGAAAAUGGCUAGAGAUGCGUUCCUUUCCCUCUCAUUGUAUGUCAGUAACAGCUUCAUUAUUUGUAAUCAUAGCAACCCAGUCAGCUGGAAAUAUACAGCUGUGGAGAUGCAACAUGUGAAACAACUCUGCCUUCCUGAAGGCGUAAGCAUGCACACAUUCUGCAUGGGGUAAAUUUAAAUAUAAGUAAAAUGUAAAUUCUUUAUUAAUGUAUUAUCAAUAAUUGAUACUCAUGGUAUUAUUCAAUGAUUAGGAUUAAAUAUCUCUGUCACUUAUGUGUUAAGAUGAUUGGAUAAAUGUCAUCUUUGUCUCUGUAUCUGUUUAGUACUCCAAAUAUAUGUACCUAUAUCUGGAUUAACCCCGAUGUGGGCAUGGUGUGACUUGUUUAGCACACCGAGAUGUAAAUAGCAGGAAAUUAAAGCUGAAAUUCUGUUCUA